AUGCCAGGGGACCGCACGCUCCGGCUGCAGCACGGGAACCGCAUCGAGGCCCUGUGCGUGCUGGGCACCCACAUCUCCGUCGAUGUCUACGGGGCGGCCCCAGCCGGGGCGGUCUCCUUCAGCGUGAAGCACACGGAGGGGGUGAGCGUGGAGGUGGUGUGCCAGGGCCAAGCAGAGGUCAGGUCAGCCCCCAGCAGCAGGACACAGUGGCCGCUGGAUGAGGGGACAGUCCUGAGGUUCAGCAUGAGCCAGGCCAGCACUGAGGUCAAUGAUAAUAAGGUAACCAUCAGCUUUUACACAGAGGGAGGGCAACCAAUUAACCAAGCCGGGGUCUUCCUCACCGGCAUCGGGAUCUCUCUGGACGUCGACGCAGAUCGGGACGGCGUGGUGGAGAAGAACAACCCCAACAAGGCAAGCUGGACCUGGGGUCCCGAGGGACACGGGGCCAUCCUGCUCGUCAGCUGUGAUAAGGAGAGCCCCCUCACUCCGGCAUCGGACUGCAAUGACGAAAGGGUAUUCAGCAAAGAAGAUUUGCUGGACAUGUCUCGGAUGGUCUUGAGGACCGAAGGGCCACAGCGCCUGCCCCGGGGGUACGAAAUCGUUCUCUAUAUUCCUGUCUCUGACGCAGACAAAGUUGGGGUCUUUUACGUACAGAACCCCUUCUUUGGGCAGCGCUACAUCCACGUGCUGGGCCAGAGGAAGCUGUACCACACCGUGCAAUACACCGGUGGGGCCGCCGAGCUUGACUUCUUUGUCGAGGGGCUCCGCUUUCCCGACGAUACCUUCCCUGGGCUGGUCUCCAUCCAUGUCAGCCUCCUGGAGACCUUGGCUGAGGGUAUCCCCCAUACACCAAUCUUCACCGACACAGUAGCAUUCAGGGUAGCACCAUGGAUCAUGACACCCAACACUUUGGCACCGGUGAACGUCUUCGUCUGCAGCAUGAAGGACAACUACCUCUUCAUCAAGGAGAUAAAAAACCUGGUGAACAAGGCUGGCUGUGAGCUGAAGGUUUGCUGUGGCUAUAUCAACCGUGGGGACCGCUGGAUGCAGGAUGAGAUUGAGUUUGGCUACACCCAUGCUCCCCACAAAAGCUUCCCAGUGGUGCUGGACUCCCCUCGAGAUGGAGGGCUGGAGCAAUUCCCCAUCAAGGAGCUGCUGGGCCCCGACUUUGGCUAUGUGAGCAGAGAGCCCCUCUUCGAAGCUAUCACCAGCCUCGACUCCUUCGGCAACCUGGAGGUCAGCCCACCCGUGACUGUGGCAGGGAAGGAGUAUCCCUUGGGGAGGAUCCUCAUCGGCAGCAGCUUCCCCACAUCCGCAGGGAGGAGAAUGACCAGACUGGUGCGGGAUUUCCUCUACGCCCAGCAAGUGCAGGCUCCCGUGGAGCUCUACUCUGACUGGCUGUCCGUGGGCCACGUCGACGAGUUCGUCACUUUUGUGCCCACCUCCGACACAAAGCGAUUUCGGAUGCUGAUGGCCAGCCCCGCGGCGUGCUACAAGCUCUUUCGGGAGAAGCAGAAGGAGGGCCAGGGCGAAGCCACCAUGUUCAAAGGGUACUCGGGGACAGACACGAAACGGGUCACCAUUAACAAGGUCCUUUCCAACAACAUCCUGGUGCAGCAGAACCACUAUGUCCAGUGCUGCAUCGACUGGAACAGGGACAUCCUCAAGAAGGAGCUGGGAUUGACGGAGGAGGACAUCGUCGACCUGCCAGCCCUUUUCAAGCUUGACAAGCAGGGCAAAGCCGUGCCGUACUUCCCCAACAUGAUCACCAUGAUCGUCCUGGCCAAGGACCUGGGCAUCCCCAAACCCUUCGGCCCCGUGGUGGGGGGCGAAUGCUGC
Fulmarus glacialis (Northern fulmar) is the source of this 1839-nucleotide messenger RNA. RefSeq names its product peptidyl arginine deiminase, type II (gene PADI2). Gene Ontology annotation, cellular component: cytoplasm. Gene Ontology annotation, molecular function: calcium ion binding; protein-arginine deiminase activity. The record is from RefSeq and is a predicted model, not a curated record. Lineage: Eukaryota; Metazoa; Chordata; Aves; Procellariiformes; Procellariidae. The annotation marks the transcript as partial. The transcript is spliced from 16 exons.